UAUUUUUAUAAUAAACUUGUCGGGUUACGUGGCAUGGCAUCAUCGUGUGGGCGCGGCUUAUUUUGUCAACAUCCUGUUAAAUUCUCCAGCCCAUCCAAAAUGGCGACCGUGGACCAGACGGAAGGGCAGGAAGAGCCGGGGAGUGACAAAGAGGUGUACGAGGUGGUGGAUCUGACAGAAUACGCUCGGCGGCAUCAGUGGUGGAGCAGGAUAUUUGGGAACAAUUCUGGGCCUAUAGCUGAGAAAUACUCUGUCGCAACCCAGCUCAUGAUGGGAGGACUCACUGGAUGGUGUGCUGGUUAUAUCUUCCAGAGAGUGGGUAAAGUGGCCACCACUGCUGUCGGUGGAGGGUUCCUCCUUUUACAGAUUGCCAAUCACAGUGGCUAUGUGCAGGUGGACUGGAAAAAAGUGGAGAAUGAUGUAAACAAAGCAAAGAAACACCUGAAGAAAGCGAACAAAGCAGCCCCUGAACUCAACACAUUCAUUGAGGAGGUAAUGGCCACAGAUUUUAUCAAGAGAAACAUCGUCUUGUCCAGUGGUUUCGUUGGAGGAUUUUUCCUGGGUUUGGCCUCCUAAAAGACACCGACUGCACUCUAUCAGUCACUGAAUAGAUCAUUUUUGUCUCCAUCAUUUACAUCUCCUUCCCCUUUCUUAUUUAAUGACGGACAUCAUUGUGAGCGUUGAAUCGUGAUAGUUUGAGUUACAGUAUACAUUUACAUUUAUGGUUGUAAAUUACCCAAAUUAACACUCAUGCUGGAUUAUACUUCUCAUUGUGGACUUAAUCCCAAAUAUAGGUCCACCGCCGUUUUAUGUAAAAAUGUGUCUAGCCUCAUAUGCAUGAAAACACGGCCCCAGAGGCCACAGCAGCCCCACCAGCGAAUGGUAUCUGAUCGUUGCACAUUUUUGCACCAUCUUAACCUUUCAUUUCUUUGUGCUCUUUCUUGAUUUGGGUUAUCAUGUUGCCAUGCACAUUCGAUACAUACUCGCCUCACGACUGUGAAACUAGCAGCGGGACCGACAGACCAAAUUACAUGCAUAAAUACCAUAUCUUGAUUAGCUCACUGUACUGUCCAUACUGAAGUCAGACCAUGGGGUCGCCCCCACUAAGAGAAGUCGGAACAGGUUUCAUAGGGUACUUUAACAAAGAUUUGGUCCAUUUACUGUCUCUGUUGUGAAUACAUUAAUGAAUCGCUCCCUGUAACUGUGGGCCGUUCCCCUGAUGAAAACAAAGGAGAGAAAAUAAUGAAUCAAUAGCACUGCAUCGGCCCCGAAGGGCUGCCGUUGCGCCUGGCAUUUAUCUUGCCCACUGCUGGCCAGUCCAGCCCAGCUCAUGUGCCCAACACAAGAAGUCGUGACUUUUGGAUGACUUUUGGAUUGUCUCGAGUUGCCACUGUGAAUCACUCACACAACUUGCUUGGCAUCAUUUUUAUGCCACUCUUCCUGUCAUAACCAGAACCCACUCAUUUAUUCCCUCCCCCGCCCACCCUUUUUGUUUUUUUUAUUCAGCAGUGGCUCAGCAUUGUUUGGGAUACUGGCCAUGAAUUGAAACCACUCUUUCACAAAUCUACUGCAUGCAAGUAUUAUUUUUUUAAUCUUAAUCGCCUUGCAAAUUCAUGGAAGAAUGAGAAUCUGUCAUCAAGAGUAAGAGCGUAGUGACUGACUGCCGUGCAUUUACUGUAGUAGAAUUUAAACUUGACAUUCAUACAUGACAAACUGAAAUAGGACAUCCAUUUUUGCUCUUUGCCUUAAUUUGUUUUUGUACAGUAUGCAUCUGGAUAUGGGUCGAUGUGAAUAUGUGAACUGCCUGUUUUUAUUGUUGACAUCGAAACCGUAAUAUUUUGUUUGGCUCCUUAUUUCGUCUUAAUAAUGGACUUUGACAUCUGUAUUAAAGACUAUUCAAUGCUGA
Hippocampus zosterae (dwarf seahorse) is the source of this 1906-nucleotide messenger RNA. RefSeq names its product FUN14 domain-containing protein 1-like. NCBI's taxonomy places the organism in Eukaryota, Metazoa, Chordata, Actinopteri, Syngnathiformes, Syngnathidae. The transcript is spliced from 5 exons. The record is from RefSeq and is a predicted model, not a curated record. Bases 34 to 576 code for a protein of 180 amino acids. Gene Ontology annotation, cellular component: mitochondrial outer membrane. Gene Ontology annotation, biological process: autophagy of mitochondrion.